This is a messenger RNA of Danaus chrysippus (African queen), 849 nucleotides long. Lineage: Eukaryota; Metazoa; Arthropoda; Insecta; Lepidoptera; Nymphalidae. The record is from the annotation of a GenBank genome assembly.
AUGGGAAAUGACGCACAAAUACAGUUGCCAGGAAACUUAACAGAGGAUGGGGUCGUUCGCACAAACGAUUUGCACACUGUGAAUAGAACUGUAAAGACAUUAAAAUUUCAGGGACUGCUUUGGUCAUGUUCUUUAAAGAGGAUAUGUUUAUCAGCCCUUUGGCUUCCCCUGGGUGCUUUGAUAUUUUGCUACAUCACGGCAUCUUUAUUCCAGGCAGAUGAUAUUCACGAAACACACUGUAGGGUUUACAACGUAGUUCCAUCUAUAAGUGCUAUAACGGGGAUCAGUCCGCAGAGAUAUGUAUGGAGGAUAUGCAUCGCAUAUCAUUUAGGACCAAGACUUUUGAUAGGUUCCCUUUAUUACAACUAUCAUAAAGACCGGACUUCACUUAUAGUUGAAGAAAAAGCGCGAGUUUUAGCCAUCAAGUUAGGAGAUGCAUGUUAUUGGUUAAAUAUGAUAGAGCUACUAGCUUUAACUGGAGUCACAUAUGUUUCGAACAGGGAAAAUUAUUUUGCACAUGAAAAAAUAUUUAUAAUAUUUAUGGUGGCAUCUCUUCUUCAUAUGUUGUGUCGAGCGCGCGUCGGUUGUAUAGCCAGUGACGUUGUGGAGCCGGUCAGGACCAAUAGAAUUGUAUGGAUAUUAUUUUUUGUAUCUAUAUUAGCUACUCUUGGGCUUAUAAUAUUUUUUCUAAGACACCGUUUGCUCUGUAGGCCGUUAGCGUUUACUUGGUUUUCGAUCUGCGAGUACAUUCUAGCCACAAUAAAUAUGACGUUUCACGCCAUCGUUGUACGCGAUCUACCAACUCACGAACUGCAAGUUGUAUUUCCCACACAUGUAAAGACCAAUUAA